AUGGCUCCUGUCCUCGCGUCCGAUGCGGUCUCGCAGGCUGAUACACCCAUGACUGAUACAAAUGACGACAUGGUCCCUUCGGUCCCCGUUGAUAGCGCCGACGCGCAAAUGACGGACUCCGACACUAAUCCCAACACCACUGCAAGCAGCGUUGCCGGCGACGCGGCCGAUGGACGUAGGCGCAGAUCUGAGGCCAAUAACCUGAGGAAAAGUAUCCUAGGCAAGAAGCAUGGUCGUCUAGAUGAUACAAAGGAGGAUGAUUCGAUUCGCCGAUUCCGGUACCUUCUGGGUCUCACUGAUCUAUUCCGCCACUUCAUCGAGACCAACCCAAACCCCCAAAUUAAGGAGAUUAUGGCCGAAAUCGACCGACAAAAUGCAGAGAAAGAAGAGAAAGUCCGGAAGGGUUCCAAGCGCAGUGGGGGUGCUAGUGGGGAGCGACGCCGCAGGACUGAACAGGAAGAGGACGCAGAGCUUUUACAAGAUGAGAAGCACGGAGGCGAUACCACCACUGUUUUCCGAGAGUCACCAGCAUUCGUCCACGGUGAACUACGUGAUUACCAGGUUGCUGGCUUGAACUGGCUGGUUUCGCUACAUGAGAACGGUAUCUCUGGUAUUCUGGCUGAUGAGAUGGGCCUCGGCAAGACUCUGCAGACGAUCUCUUUCCUCGGCUAUCUCCGUUUUAUCUGUGGUAUCAACGGGCCUCAUUUGGUUGUCGUGCCCAAAUCAACCCUGGACAAUUGGAAGCGGGAGUUCGCGAAGUGGAUCCCUGACAUUGAUGUCCUGGUCCUUCAAGGCAACAAAGAAGAGCGACAACAGUUGAUCAAUGAGCGCUUAGCUGAAGAGGAGUUUGAUGUGUGCAUCACCAGUUAUGAAAUGAUCCUCCGUGAGAAGUCGCACUUGAAGAAGUUUGCCUGGGAAUACAUCAUCAUCGACGAGGCCCACCGAAUCAAGAACGAAGAAUCAUCGCUGUCCCAAAUUAUCCGCCUUUUCAACUCACGCAAUCGGCUGUUGAUUACUGGUACCCCAUUGCAAAACAAUCUGCAUGAGCUGUGGGCUCUACUCAACUUCCUUUUGCCAGAUGUCUUCGGCGAUUCAGAGGCAUUCGAUCAGUGGUUCUCAAACCAAGAUUCUGACCAAGACACUGUCGUGCAGCAACUCCACCGUGUUCUUCGCCCCUUCCUGCUCAGACGUGUGAAGAGUGAUGUCGAAAAGAGUUUACUACCGAAGAAGGAACUAAAUCUUUAUGUCCCCAUGUCUGAAAUGCAACGGAAGUGGUAUCAGAAGAUUCUGGAGAAGGAUAUUGACGCCGUCAAUGGUGCCGCCGGGAAGCGCGAGUCCAAAACACGCUUGUUGAACAUUGUUAUGCAGUUGCGGAAGUGCUGCAACCAUCCUUAUCUCUUUGAGGGUGCUGAACCAGGUCCCCCAUACACGACGGACGAGCAUCUUGUUUUCAACUCAGGAAAGAUGGCCAUUUUGGACAAGCUCCUGAAGCGCAUGCAAGCGGAUGGCAGUCGUGUGCUUAUCUUCUCCCAGAUGAGUCGUGUGCUGGAUAUUCUGGAAGAUUACUGUGUGUUCCGAGACUAUAACUACUGCCGUAUUGACGGUACUACCGCCCAUGAGGACCGAAUUGCUGCCAUUGAUGACUACAACAAACCCGGAUCUGACAAGUUCGUUUUCCUUCUCACUACCCGAGCGGGUGGUCUGGGCAUCAACUUGACCACAGCCGAUAUUGUGGUUCUCUUCGACAGUGACUGGAAUCCACAGGCUGAUUUGCAGGCCAUGGAUCGUGCUCACCGUAUUGGCCAAACCAAGCAGGUUAAAGUCUUCCGGUUUGUCACGGAGAAUGCCAUUGAAGAGAAGGUCCUCGAGCGAGCAGCUCAGAAACUCCGCUUGGAUCAGCUUGUCAUCCAGCAGGGUCGUGCCGGACAACAGGCCAGCAAAGCAUCUUCAAAAGAUGAUUUGUUGGGCAUGAUUCAGCACGGUGCUGCCAACGUCUUUAACACCAAGGGUGCCGAUGCAACCGAGGUCACUGAGGAUCAGGAUAUCGAAAGUAUUCUGCGUAAAGGUGAAGAACGGACUGCGGAGCUCAGCAAAAAAUACGAGGCCCUCGGCAUUGAUGAUUUGCAGAAGUUCUCGUCCGAGAGCGCAUACGAAUGGAACGGCAAAGAUUUCACCGAGCGCAAGAAAGAUAUUGGCAUCAGUUGGAUCAACCCAGCCAAGCGUGAACGCAAAGAACAGUUCUAUUCCAUCGACAAAUACUACCGCCAGGCCUUAGCCACCGGAGGCCGAACCGCCGACACAAAGCCCAAGGUCCCACGUGCUCCUAAACAAAUCACUGUCCACGACUGGCAAUUCUUCCCUCCUGGUCUACACGAGCUCCAGGAAAAGGAGACAGCUUAUUUCCACAAGGAAAUUGGGUACAAGGCCCAAUUACCCGAAGGCCCCGAAGAGGAGCUUAGUGAACGAGAGGCCGAGCGAGAUCUUGAACAGCAGGAGAUUGACAACUCUGUCCCGCUUACCGAGGAUGAGCAAGCCGAGAAAGCUCGCAUGUCCGAAGAAGGAUUUGCCACCUGGAAUCGACGUGAUUUCCAGCAAUUCGUCAAUGGAUCUGCCAAGUUUGGCCGUACCGACUACAAGGGUAUUGCUACCGAGAUAGAUAGCAAGGAGCCCGAUGAGAUCAAGGAAUAUGCUGAGGUUUUCUGGCGACGAUACACCGAGAUCCAAGAUUAUCCCAAGUACCUCCGAGUCAUCGAACAAGGCGAGGAAAAGGUGCGGAAAAUGGAUCACCAACGCAAGAUGCUUCGCAAAAAGCUCGAAAUGUAUCGCGUGCCGCUUCAGCAACUCAAGAUCAACUACACUGUGUCCACCACGAACAAGAAGGUUUACACCGAAGAUGAGGAUCGAUUCCUGCUGAUCAUGCUGGACAAGUAUGGUGUCGAGGGCGAGGAUCUGUAUGAAAACAUUCGUGAAGAAAUUCGUGAAUCCCCUUUGUUCCGUUUCGAUUUCUUCAUGCUCAGUCGUACGCCUGUGGAAAUUGGUCGCCGCUGCACUACUUUGCUCAACACGGUGGCGAAGGAGUUUGAGCCUAACGGUGAGGGCAAAGGCCGUGGUCGCGACCGCGAUGAGGACGAGGAGAUUGAAGAUACGCCCCCUGCCAAGAAGAAGGCUAAGAACGGAGCUGCUCCAGCCAAACAAGCCAAGAGCACUAAGACCGCCAAGGGUGGCAGCAAGACCGCCUCCACAGCCAGUUCACGAGCCCCUAGUACUGCUGCGACCAAGAAAACUCGCAAGAGAUGA
Molecule: messenger RNA, 3297 nt
Organism: Penicillium paradoxum
Lineage: Eukaryota; Fungi; Ascomycota; Eurotiomycetes; Eurotiales; Aspergillaceae
Exons: 4
Coding region: 1-3297 (1098 amino acids)
Biological process (GO): regulation of transcription by RNA polymerase II; nucleosome organization
Cellular component (GO): chromatin; nucleus
Molecular function (GO): ATP-dependent chromatin remodeler activity; histone binding; ATP hydrolysis activity
Source: RefSeq, a predicted model, not a curated record